AUGGAUGAGAACAACUGCAGCAGAACAACUCAUUUUAUUAUACUUGGUUUCCAGGGAAUCCCCGAAACAUUCUUGUUUAAUUUCAUACUUUUCCUAAAUGUUUACAUUUUAACAGUAUUUUCGAAUAUUGUAAUUAUCGUAUUGGUGAAGACAGACUCACAUCUGCAUUCCCCCAUGUACUUUUUUAUCUGUAAUCUGUCAGUUCUCGAAAUAUGCUAUAUCUCCUCCACAUUGCCGAAUUUGAUGUCUGGGAUUGUGUCGGGCAAUAAGUCAAUUUCUUUCACUGGUUGUAUUAUUCAGCUUUAUUGUUUCAGUUGUUUAGGAGGCACUGAAAACGUUCUCCUGGCAUUUAUGGCUUAUGAUCGCUAUUUAGCCAUUUGUAACCCUCUUAAAUAUACCAUGAUAAUGUCCCCAAAAAUGUGUAUACAGCUGGCAUGUUUAUCCUGGUCCCUAGGAAUUAUGAUAGCUGUGGCUGCUAUUCUCUUAGUUGCUAUAUCUUGCUUUUGUGGUCCAAAUGUAAUUGAACAUUUCCUAUGUGAGUCAACACCCUUAUUGCAACUUUCUUGCACAGAUGUUUCUAUGGCUACAUUUGUGCUUUCCAUAUCUACGUCUUUAUUAACAUUAAGCUCUGUUUUAUUCACCAUGAUAUCCUACUGUUUUAUUAUAUAUACAGUUAUCAAAAUACCCUCUACAACUGGGAAGAAGAAGGCCUUAUCUACGUGCAUUUCUCAUUUUACAUCAGUACUCAUUUUCUAUACUUCAGUAUGCAUUAUGUAUGUUCAUCCAUCUGGUUCAAACCCAAAUCGAAAUAAGGCAGCAGCUGUGUUCUAUGCGAUCAUAACGCCGCUGCUCAACCCCUUUGUCUAUAGUCUUAGGAAUAAGGAAAUAAAGAAUGCAUUGGUAAGAGCACUGAAGAAAUCAAAAAAUGGGAUAUUUUAG
Molecule: messenger RNA, 939 nt
Organism: Hyla sarda
Lineage: Eukaryota; Metazoa; Chordata; Amphibia; Anura; Hylidae
Product: olfactory receptor 6N1-like
Exons: 1
Coding region: 1-939 (312 amino acids)
Biological process (GO): G protein-coupled receptor signaling pathway
Cellular component (GO): membrane
Molecular function (GO): G protein-coupled receptor activity; olfactory receptor activity
Source: RefSeq, a predicted model, not a curated record